Messenger RNA from Symbiodinium pilosum, 2058 nucleotides. The record is from the annotation of a GenBank genome assembly. Lineage: Eukaryota; Dinophyceae; Suessiales; Symbiodiniaceae.
ACUGACUUGAGAGCUGAGUACGACCCUUCCUUGUAUUGCAUGGAUGCUUCUCCCCAUGGCGGUGCCGUGUGCUCGGCUCAGAUUGGCAAAGCAUUCUCUUUGAUUGUGUCGAAAUUUUUUCGAGGGACUGGGAACUGGAGCAUUUGUCAUCAGAACGCAGGGCUUGUGGUUCAUGCGGGUUAUGACCUUAAAGGGCCUGAUUGCCGUCAAGUUGAUGUGUUGGAUGGCUCCAUUCGCCGUGAACUAGUCGCACUUGCUUUGAGGCGCGUGGUUCGGGAAUGGCAUGCGGGUGUGCCCUGCGUGUCCUUUGGAACUUUGAGGAGGCCUCGUGUGCGCAGCCGCGCCGAACCUGCUGGGUUCCAACCUGACGAUUCGUUCACACGAAUGCACAACAGCAUGGCUCGACGGGUCGCUUUUGUUUUCUGCAUUGCGGUUCAGUUUGGCCAGUUCAUUUCGGUUGAACAGCCUGCCGGCACUUCGCUGUACCACUUGCACUGUUACCGUGUGCUUGUGACCCUCGGCUGCGUGGUCAGCACAUUCUGCUUUUGCAGCUUUGGCUCUCCGUGCUUGAAACGGUCCCGCUGGCUGCGCAACAAACCCUGGCUUUGCAGACUCGAGUGCUCUUGCGCCUGCGGCCGUGACCGGCGCUUCGAAGUACGAGGCACCUUCACUGCCGAAAGGUUGGCUGAGUUCGCAGCCCUAGCAAAGCCCUCUGUCGAAGCUGUGUACGGCUUGUGCCCGAAGCUUGGUCAGUCGGUUGCCGAGUUCAGUGGUGCUUAUCCACUUCGUUUGGCGGCCUCCAUGGCCAGUGGUUCGCUCGCCGCCUCUCGAGGCCACACAGAGAGGAUGCCGCUGUCUGCACGCAUCCGCGCAGCACGCUGGCUAGGCCUGGACAGUACUCACUUGCCCCCGGUGCAUGAACCUGGACUUCCGACUUUUCCUGAGCGUGAAUGGUUCGAAGACCCAGAGUGGAUCAGCGAGAUCUGCCUUUUAGAUUCCCGUGUGACCAUUGGCGCCGCAGCCAAGGGUCGAUCCAGCAGCUAUGCCAGUGACAACGUGGCCGACGGCCCGUCUCGAGGCUCAGCUGUGCCUUCGCCUUCUCGUAGCAAACCUCGCUGGCUCGAAAAGCUUCUUUUGGGCGACCCUGGAGACUUCGACAAAGUCGUGCUGGCUGCGAGGAUCAAGAAGAUUCCAGCACGUUGGUUGCGCUUCUUGUUGCUCUUGGGCGGCGACAUCGAACGCAACCCCGGUCCUGCGCCUCCUCGGCGUCGAGGGCCUUUAGACCUGGCUGCUGGUUUCGCUCCCAGCACAGCGAAGAAGAUGGCUGUCUUCGAGAGCAGCGUGACCACUGCGACCGCCCUUCGGGCUUUUGGACUGCACCUGUACGAGAACGGUUUCCCUCGCUACUUGUAUGUAUAUGCCAUCACAGCUGUUCAGGACAAGUACCCGGCUCACCGCAACUUUCUGACCGAAGCUUGGCAGGUGGAUAAAAAGUGGCAGCGCACUGACUGGAAGUUGUGGGCUGGUCUCGUCAUGAUCGGCUUUCUGGCUAUGCUGCAUCCUGCGGAGCUGGUCGCCUUGACCCGUAAGGACUUGGUCUUCCCGGCUGACACGCUUGGGCACACGACGUCUCUUUUCGUGCACCUCAGAAACCCGAAGACUUCACGGUUCGCGCGCAGGCAGCAUGGGCGCAUCGAUGACCCUUGUGCAAUUCGUUUCCUUGAGUCGCUCUAUGCAGGCCUAGGUUUGGAGCAAAAGCUGUGCCCGGCCUCUCUGCACAGUUUCCGUCGGCAGUGGGACGCCGUUUUGUCAAGACUGGGCAUCCCAUGCCGCGCCGCGCAGCAGGGUGCGACUUCCGGAGUCCUGCGUGGCUCGGGCGCCACGCGCUUUUACAUCUGCACGGAGAAUAUUCCUUUGCUUGCCUGGCGUGGACGCUGGGCCCGGACAAAGACGUUGGAAUAUUACUUGCAAGAGGUUGCGGCCCAAGUUCUCUUCCUUGGUCUUUCAGAGGCCACUCGGUCCCGGAUUCGAGUUCUGGACAAGGCCUCCGAUGCCCUC